AAAUUGCACCUGGGCUGGAAUAAUACACUAUGGCCUUUCUCUUGCAUUUCAAAGAUGAUCGUACAAAAAAAAUACAAAAAACGUGUUUUUUUCUUUGUAUUAUCUUUUACCAGAUGUGUUAUAAUGUAUUAUAUUCUCCUACAUUCCUUUCACAUUUCCACAAACUUUAAAGUGUUUCCUUUCAAAUGGUACCAAAAAAUGCAUAUCCUUGCUUCAGAGCCUGAGCUACAUACAGGCAGUUAGAUUUGGGUAUGUCAUUUUAGGCAAAAAUGGGGAAAAAAGGGUCCGAUCCUCUUAAGUCGGUCAGAGUCCACCUGAUACAACAACAAGAGUUGUUGUUUUGCAUUCUGUUCAACCUGCCGUCUGAUUUCUCCUAUCAUUCAGAUGAAAGAUGGCAAGCUACAAUGGAAGCAUAAGCUCAUACCUUCUCAUAUCUUUACUGGUUGCUUCUUGGAGAAUCUACGAUGCUGGGAAAAUUCUGGUAUUUCCCUUAGAAGGUAGUCACUGGGUGAACAUGGACAUUCUGAUCAAGGCUCUUCACUCUCAGGGACACACCAUCACAGUAGUACGGACAACUCAAAGUUGGUAUAUUAAAGAAGAGUCUCUACAUUACAGUUCUAUUACAAUACCUGUCAUUGAUGGUGUGGAAUUUGAGGAAUUUGUAAAGCCAAUCGUAAAGAAAGUAAUUGAUAUAGAGAGGGGAACGAGCUCUGUAUUAAACUUUAUAAAUUUGCAAAUCGAGAUGUUCUCUGCAAUGUCUACGGUUCAUGCACUGGAAUGUGACAUGGCAACUGCUGUAUUGGAAGACAAGGAUUUAAUGAAGACCCUGGAGGAGAACCAGUAUGACCUGGUGCUUACUGACCCAGCAUGGGGGACCGGUAUUUUGGUGGCUCACUAUCUUCAGCUACCUCUAGUCUACAAUGUACGGUGGAUAACCAGUGGAGAGGGACAUUUAGCCAUUGCACCAUCCCCCAUAUCUUAUAUUCCAAUGACUGGAUCAGGGCUCUCACACAAAAUGACCUUCACAGAGAGAGUAAAGAAUAUGCUUUUCUAUUUGCUUUGGGAAGUUCAGUACAGACUUGUAAUCCGGCCACAUUACCAGGCUGUUUGUGAUGAGUUUUUCCAACCAGGUGUGGACUUCUAUGAGUUAUUACAGGGGGCUGAUCUAUGGCGCAUGAGAGUUGACUUUGUGUUUGAGUUCCCUCGUCCCACCAUGCCUAAUGUUAUCUAUAUGGCAGGGUUCCAAUGUAAACCUGCCAAGCCUCUUCCCCAAGAACUGGAGGAGUUUGUUCAGAGUUCUGGGGAGCAUGAGGUCAUUAUCAUGUCUUUGGGGACUUUUGUGUCUGAGUUUCCAAAUGAUAUAGCUGGUGUGAUAGCUGCUGCUUUUGCCCAACUGCCUCAGAAGGUAAUCUGGAGACACAAAGGAGACAGGCCAGCUACUCUGGGCAACAAUACCUUACUAGUUCAAUGGAUGCCGCAAAAUGAUCUGUUAGGACAUCCAAAGACAAGGCUCUUUGUAGCUCAUGGAGGAACAAAUGGGGUUCAAGAGGCUAUUUACCAUGGAAUUCCUGUUGUGGGUUUACCUCUGUUUUUUGAUCAAUAUGACAACCUCCUUCGUCUGAAAAAAAGAGGAGGAGCGAAGCUUUUAUCCAUGGCAACAAUAGACAAGAACAAUAACUUCCUGGAGGCCUUGCAGGAAGUUCUGGAUGAGCCGUUCUACAGGACGAACAUGCAGAGACUCUCCAGGCUACACAGGGACGUGCCAAUGGAGCCCCUGGACACUGCCCUCUUCUGGAUUGAGUUUGUCAUGAGACACAAAGGUGUUGCUCACCUGCGUACUGAGUCCUACAGAAUGCCUUGGUACUCGUACCACUCUGUAGAUGUUGUCCUGAUAUUGUUGGCUGUUGUAGUAGUGCUUCUUCUUCUUCUUGUUGCAAUAGUCAGAUAUUUAAGCGUUAGAAGUUACUUGAAAAGAAAGAUUAAAAUUGAAUGAACAGAUCCAAUUCUCCACAUUCUGGUGCACACAAAUAAUAGGAUAAGUAUGAAUUAAAGCUGUAAUAUGUAGCUUUUAAGGUGAACCAACAAAAUUCACAUAGAUAUGUGUGUUACAGAUCUGUCAUUCUCAAUGAAAGCAAGUGUAAGAUGCCGUAGAUAUAUUCUAUGCGUGCUAUUUCUAUGAUUCCAAUGUUUAAGUUUAGUUUUUGAGUAUUUUACUUUUGGUUUUGUACACCAGCUUCAAACAGCUGAAAAUGCAAUAUUAUUGGUUAAGAAAAUAUAUAUUUCACAAUGCUUUAGAUGGUACAAUGAUUAUUUACACUAAACGUGCUUGUUUUGUCACAAACUGAACUUAGGCGAACUAUUACAAUUUUAUUAACCAGGAAAUGGCAGAGCGAUUUCUACAUAGUGCAUCUUUGAAUCAUGAAAAUGUAUAAUAUUGAAUUGAUGCCAACAUAAUAAAAUGUUAAUGUGGAAUUUAGUGUGGAAUAUAUUUGUUCGUCAAGUAUUUCCAGUUGGUUGUGCAUUUUGUGAUUCAAUGCCACACUGCAAACAUUUACUGUACGUGUUAAAUUCACAGUGUUAACGUUUUUCUAACUCUGUGUAGUGUAGACAAAUAUAAAUAAAAUCCUGCCCAUCAUUAUCACAUUUCCCACCAUGCUCUAUUGCAGGUUGAUGUUUAGAAUUGUUUGUUUCAAUAUCUGUGUUUUUGCAUGUACAUUGAUGUAUUUAUUGAUUUCAUGCUACAGAAAUAUACAUACUUUGCCAACCAGCAUAAUGUGAUUUGCAGACCUGAUGUGGCUUGAAAGCCAAGAAUUUCAGACCGCUGUGUUAGGGAGAAACUAGGCCAUCAAAGAAAGGCCAUAACAUAUAUGUAAUGUAUUGUCAUAAAGGGUUUAAUCUUAAUUAAACGAUAACACUUAGGC
Salvelinus fontinalis (brook trout) is the source of this 2921-nucleotide messenger RNA. Its product is annotated as UDP-glucuronosyltransferase 2B17-like. Gene Ontology annotation, molecular function: UDP-glycosyltransferase activity. The record is from RefSeq and is a predicted model, not a curated record. The transcript has a single exon. NCBI's taxonomy places the organism in Eukaryota, Metazoa, Chordata, Actinopteri, Salmoniformes, Salmonidae. Bases 392 to 1993 code for a protein of 533 amino acids.